This is a messenger RNA of Clonostachys solani, 1530 nucleotides long. The record is from the annotation of a GenBank genome assembly. NCBI's taxonomy places the organism in Eukaryota, Fungi, Ascomycota, Sordariomycetes, Hypocreales, Bionectriaceae.
AUGUCCUGGCCACAGGGUACGCAUGAUUCAUGGCCCCAGCAGCCUAUUUUCCCUCAAAAGUAUCCCCGGAAUGUCGAGUUUAUCGACAAUCUGAAGCUUGACAAGAAGCUCCAACCGAAAGAGUACCAUAUAGAAGGUACCCAUCAACGAUCGCGGAUCCUGUUUACCGAUGUGAGGAUUCUUGACUCUACCGGGCGCGAACCGUUUGCAGGAGACGUCUUAAUCGAAGGAGAGAAAAUUGUCGCUGUCGGCGAAGUAGCAAACAAAGUAGACCUCGAGAGAGAUCCAUCCGUCCGCGUUUUCCACGGCCGGGGGAGAACACUAAUGUCCGGCCUUGGAGAUGGGCAUACCCAUUUUACAUGGAACGGAGGUGAUCUCAACCGGCUGGGUGAACUUGAUGUCGAGGAGCACGUACUCUUAACGAUCAAGAGUGCCCAAUGCUUCCUGGACUCUGGAUAUACCAUGUGCUUUGGGGCGGCUGCAGCCAAAGAUCGUCUUGAUGUCGUGGCUCGAGACGCCAUCAAUGCUGGCGACAUUCCUGGUCCGAGAUAUCUAGCCAAUGCUCGAGAGAUUGCAAAGCCAGAGGGGGAGCUGGUAGCAGGAAUUACUCGGUUUGCCGAAGGCCCGGAUGAGAUGCGCGAAGUGAUCAAACACAACAUUCUGACUAUCGGCGUGGAUAACGUCAAAAUAAGCAUUUCCGGGGAAGAAAUAACAGAAAUCCGGUCGGCACAGGACUGCUAUUUUUCAGACGAGGAUAUCAUUGCUUGUGUGGAUGAGGCUCACAAGUACGGUAAGAGAGUCUGUGCACACGCGAGAGCUCGAGACUCGGUCAAGAUGUGCGUGAAGCAUGGAGUAGAUGUCAUUUACCACGGCUCCUACAUCGAUGACGAAGGCACGUAUCACUUUUACCCUUCUAGUUGGUGUGCUACGACUAACGAUUCAGGCAUGGACAUGCUUGAACGGGAGAAACACAGGUACAUUGUCGUACCAGCAAUCAACUGGCUUUAUGCCACGACUUAUGAGGCUGAGGCUUUUGGUUACACCCAUGACGCAGCUGAGAAGGCUGGAUAUAAACGGGAACUUGAUAUUGCUGUUGCAGGGUUGCGGGAGAUGCAUCGACGUGGCAUUGUUGUGUUGCCGGGAGGGGAUUACGGUUUUGCGUGGACGCCCCACGGGACAUAUGCGCGCGAUCUUGAACACUUUGUGAAGUUGCUGGGCUUUUCGCCUCACGAGAGCAUCAUCGCCGCCACUGCUGGUGUCGCUGCCCUCUUGAUGCGAGGCCACGAAUUGGGCAAGAUUCAGCCGGGCUACUACGCAGAUUGCAUUCUCGUCGACGGGGACCCUCUGAAAGAUAUAUCUAUAUUACAGGAUCACGACCGAUUAAAUGUUAUCAUCAUGAAUGGGCGAGUACAUAAGGCUGGGCGCAGGGAAUAUAUAAGUGAUAUGUCUGGGGCUUUAUCGACGGGGAUUCCGAAACAUCUCACGGAAGAAUUUCCAGAGAAGAAGCCCGCUAUGCAAAAGUCCUACUGA